Molecule: messenger RNA, 1389 nt
Organism: Ostrea edulis (European flat oyster)
Lineage: Eukaryota; Metazoa; Mollusca; Bivalvia; Ostreida; Ostreidae
Product: NF-kappa-B inhibitor-interacting Ras-like protein 1
Exons: 9
Coding region: 245-913 (222 amino acids)
Biological process (GO): canonical NF-kappaB signal transduction
Molecular function (GO): GTP binding; GTPase activity
Source: RefSeq, a predicted model, not a curated record
AUAUAUGCGAUUUGACGUUUCCGGUUGCAAUCCAUGGAAGGAAAAAAUACCCCAAAACUGUAAUUUGUUGGCCGAAUAAUUCAUAAAGAGCUUCGGACCUAGCUCUUUUAAGUAAUUAGUAAUCUUUUGUUUUUGUUUGCCUUUAUCAGUUAAGAAGAUGAUACUACUUAUAUACUCUUGGGUUCCUCUAGACCAAGAAAUAUGAAAAAUAUACUGAUACAUUAUUUUUGGCACCAUUGAUAUUAUGGGAAAAAUCAGCAAAUUAAUUGUGUGUGGUCAUGUUGGUGUAGGAAAGACGGCAGCAAUAGAACAUCUCAUUUAUGGAAAUCACACAGUUGGCUCACAAAUGUACCCAACCAUAGAAGAUAUUUAUUCUGCGAUGAUAGAAACGGACAGAGGAGUGAAAGAGAAAGUCAUCAUUUAUGAUACUGGUUCUUUAGAUGAAAAUAAAUCUGAGCUUCCUCGACACUACUUUUCAUUUCCUGACGGUUUUGUGCUGUUUUAUGAUGUUACAAACCUGGAAUCCUUCCAAAAACUAGACAGAAUUAAGAAAGAUAUUGAUCGUUUUAAAGACAAGAGAGAGGUUCAUAUAGCUGUAAUAGGAAACAAAAUUGAUUUGCAAGAAGGAAGAGAAGUGGAUAAAGAAAAGGCCUCAGCAUGGGCUCAAAGGGAAAAGGUAAAACUAUUUGAGGCGACUGUAUCUCAAAGAAAGACAAUCAUAGACCCAUUUGUAUGGAUUACAUCUAGAAUUACCCAGCCUCAGAUUAACAGAUCUAAACAAAGUCGUUGGCAAACAUUUGCAGGUAUUUGGUGCAGGUACAUUUUAUUUGUAAUAAUCUUUCAGAUUUCUAUAGGGGGAAACCUGUUUUGCAUGAUAAAUGCUUUUUAUAAUCAUACACCUCUGAGUUUGUGAAAUUAACAAUACAUCUUUAUAUAUAUAUAUAAAAAGUAAUAAAUUAUAUAUGCAUGAAACUUAAUCCGUAUAAGUUGUUCUUCUACAUAACAGGGCAGCAUGGUCAUAUUUUAAAGAAAUGAAUAUUUUAUCCUCGUUUUGACGAAGAUUCAAAUGUAGAAUCAAUACAAUUUAUCUCCAUAUUUCAAGGGCUUUAGAAACGUGACAGGGAGAUGGCUCGGGGAGGCUCAGCCUGCUGUCUAAUUCUUCUCAAAGUGUUAUAAGCAUUGUCUGAAUUAAUGAUGACUUUAAGAAAUACAUAUAGAAUAUAAUUUGAUAUGAAACAAGUGAUUUUAUUAGAAGGGAUGGAUUUACAUGCAGAUAUAUAUAGGUUGAUUUUACAAACAUGAUCGCAUUUGAUUUGUUGCCUGUAUAACAAACUGCUGUGAAAAAGUACAGAGUAGUAAAAUGUUUUUGUAAUUCAUUGUAAUAUUUUC